UUCGGGUUUUCACUGGAGUGGACAUUCCAGACUCAGGUUUCUGCAUCUCCUGCUGCCUUUUGUUUCCUCCGUCCUUUUUGGGGGGAGGGAUAGGACUGACUUAAAUUCUCCCUGCCCGAGGAGAUAUAAAUAACUCCAUGUAAAAUUAAUGCAGUUCCCGUUGCUGAAAUGUCCACAGAAGGAGGGUUUGGUGGUACUGGCAGCAGUGAUGCCCAGCAAAGCCUCCAGUCCUUCUGGCCUCGGGUCAUGGAAGAAAUCCGGAAUUUAACAGUGAAAGAUUUCCGAGUACAGGAACUACCACUAGCUCGUAUUAAGAAGAUUAUGAAACUGGAUGAAGAUGUAAAGAUGAUCAGUGCAGAAGCCCCUGUGCUCUUUGCCAAGGCAGCCCAGAUUUUUAUCACGGAGCUGACUCUUCGAGCCUGGAUCCACACGGAGGAUAACAAGCGCCGUACUCUCCAGAGAAAUGAUAUCGCCAUGGCAAUUACAAAAUUUGAUCAGUUUGACUUUCUCAUCGAUAUUGUUCCAAGAGAUGAACUGAAACCUCCAAAACGUCAGGAGGAGGUGCGUCAGUCUGUGACUCCUGCCGAGCCUGUCCAGUACUACUUCACGCUGGCUCAGCAGCCCACUGCUGUCCAAGUCCAGGGGCAACAGCAAGGCCAGCAGACCACCAGCUCCACGACCACCAUCCAGCCUGGGCAGAUCAUCAUUGCACAGCCUCAGCAGGGCCAGACCACACCUGUGACGAUGCAGGUUGGAGAAGGUCAGCAAGUGCAGAUUGUGCAGGCCCAGCCUCAGGGACAAGCACAGCAGGCCCAGAGUGGCACUGGACAGACUAUGCAGGUGAUGCAGCAGAUCAUCACAAACACAGGAGAGAUCCAGCAGAUCCCGGUGCAGCUGAAUGCCGGCCAGCUGCAGUAUAUCCGUUUAGCCCAGCCUGUAUCAGGCACCCAAGUUGUACAGGGACAGAUUCAGACACUUGCCACCAAUGCCCAACAGAUCACGCAGACAGAAGUCCAGCAAGGACAGCAGCAGUUCAGCCAGUUCACAGAUGGACAGCAACUCUACCAGAUCCAGCAAGUCACCAUGCCUGCGGGCCAGGACCUCACCCAGCCCAUGUUCAUCCAGUCAGCCAACCAACCCUCCGAUGGGCAGGCUCCCCAGGUGACCGGAGACUGAGGGUCUGAGCUGGCAAAGGCCAAGGAUACCCAACACAGUUUUUGCCAUACAGCCCCAGGCAAUGGGCGCCUCCUCCCUCCUCAGAGGAACCAGCAACCUCAGCGCCUCCUGCGGGCUAGGACACUGGUGCACUAUACCCUGUGCCUGGGGGCCAAGAUUGUACCACAAAAAGAUGCAAUAUUUUUUAUUUACUUUUUUCCAUUCUUUUCUCCAAGGAAUCGAUAUUUCAAUAUGUUGAGCUGUGUGUCCACCUCUAUGAAAUGAGAAUAUUAAAUAACAUAUUUAUGGAAUUUUCUUGAAGUGUGUGGGUGAGGAAAUACUUCAACUUCUGGUUUUGUUUUUGGUUCUCACCACUACAUGUUUUUAGGAGCAAGUCUUCAUCUUCUUUCCUAGGGGUGCACAGGGUUUUCUGACUCAGACCAGCUGCUCCCUGCGAUUUGCCAUCUUGUCUGCCUCAGACCCAGUUAGGAGGAGGUGUGUUGCUCCUCUCCAUCCCUCUCCCCAGAGCUCUGUGCAUUCAGAGGCUGCAGGAUCGUUCCUUGAGUGUAAAAGAACAAUUCUUUCCUGAAGGGGGGUCAUUCCAGCCCUUCUCUCCCAGGGAUCUAAGGAGACUAGGAAUUUGUGCUGCCUCCCUUAUUUUAUUUUUUAAAUGCAUUAAAAAUUGUGCUAGUCUCCUUUGCAGCAUGGACUUCAAACUGCAUGAAAUGCAAUAAAUCUUGUUUUAGAUA
Molecule: messenger RNA, 1904 nt
Organism: Jaculus jaculus (lesser Egyptian jerboa)
Lineage: Eukaryota; Metazoa; Chordata; Mammalia; Rodentia; Dipodidae
Gene: Nfyc
Product: nuclear transcription factor Y subunit gamma
Exons: 10
Coding region: 169-1176 (335 amino acids)
Biological process (GO): regulation of DNA-templated transcription
Cellular component (GO): CCAAT-binding factor complex; nucleus
Molecular function (GO): protein heterodimerization activity; DNA-binding transcription activator activity, RNA polymerase II-specific; DNA binding
Source: RefSeq, a predicted model, not a curated record